UUUAUCACUUAAAAGGAAUUUGUUAAGAAAAAGCGUAUUGACGGUGUCAACUAUAGAUGGCAUGACAAGUCAGUAUGGCUGCCCUUUUGGGAAAAUCUUUUACGGUCUUCAUAAUUCCUUUAGUUUUAAGCUGUUUAAGCCCAGUGAUACUACAGUACGUACCGCCAUGUGAAACUGGACAAUGCCAAGUCACAGGUGCAGCACCUAAUAUAACCUGCACAAGCAGACAGGGCAGAGAAUGUUCCAAUACGCAAUGGCCCUCUGUAGGACAAACUCAGGAAGUGUUACCAUCCCUAGAAGGUGUCACUCUGGAAGAUCGUCUCAACAAUUCCACCAAUACCACAUACAAGUCACUUAAACUCACUUGGUCCAUCCCUUCAUCAGCUUUAACAUCAACCAAGGGUUUCUAUGUAGAGUGGGCACAGGGCCAGUCCAAGAUGUUCAACUGUGCUACUCUGGACUUCAGGGAUUCCCAACUCGUUAAUAAUAUGCAGUUUUCAUACAGUUGUUUUCCCCGUGUCUUGCCUGGUGAAUGUUUCAUCGUCAAGGUGACGUCCAUGCCUCUCAGGUUUACCGCAACAUAUAACAUCACACUUCCGGAUGAUCUAAAUAGUAUAGAUUCAAAAGAACCGAAGCUGUGGUCCACAAUAACUGCCAUAACUGCUGAUUUAUACAACGCUCAAGUCACUGUUGCCUUCAGUGGUGUUCCACACGCCAGUUUUACUUUUAGACAUUACCAAGUUAUGUUACAACAUGAGAGUCAUCCUCAUGCUGCCAUGGUGAACAAAGAUGCAGCUUCAACAUAUCAUACAUUUUUAAAUCUGGAUAUUGGAAUAUAUAGUGCAAAGAUCAAGUUAGUUGGAGCGUCAUGCGGACUUGAUUGUCCUGAGAUACAAACUGGCCAGAUCAAUUUAGAAAAAUCAAUACAUUUGAAUGAUGGUGUCACAGAUUCAGACCAUGGUGUCACUAAAGAUAAUGGCGGUGAUGUCACUACUGAAUCAACAACAUUGCCAUCAACUGGGGGAAAAACAACCCCCACAACCACAGAUGGUGCCGGUAAGCCUAUAGUGGAGCCCUCCCCAGAACAGGAAGAGUAUGAAAAACAGAAGAAGAUUGUUGGAGGCACUGUGGGGGGUGUUGUUGGGGCAGCUAUCCUCGUGGGAGUUGCUGUGUAUUUAUACAAAAGGAACCAUAGGCCACCUGAAGAUUUCCAAAUGCGGAGAUUUAGUGAGGGUAGAGACAGUAAUAGUUCACUGACUAUGGAACAAGCAUUCAAGGCCCAAGCAACAGUUCUCAUAUUGUACUCCUAUGACUGUAUUGAACAUGAGAAAGUUGUUUGUGCAUUUGCAAACUACCUGAAAGCUGUUGGGGGAUGUGAAGUGCACCUUGAUAUUUGGGCCCAAAAUGAGGUCCAAGAACAAGGAUUCUAUUGGUUGACAGACAAAAUCGACAAAGUGGAUUUCGUCAUCAUGGUUUGUUCAACGGGUGCACGAUACAAGUGUUCUCGUAACAGGAAAUCACAAAAAAUCAAACAGGAACAGCCAUUUCCUGAUAUGUUUGCCUCUGCUGUGGAGCAUGUCGCAGAAAAGAUGCGUCUCAUUCGAAAUGAGGGUGAUUCCCUUGAACAGUUUAUUGUGGUGUAUUUUGAGUAUUCUACCGAAAGUGAUAUCCCGCAUAAGUUAGAGCUUGCGAAUCGAUAUAAAAUGGUGGGCGAUAUUUUCACUCUGUACUGCCAUCUACAUGGGGUGAAGGUUGAAUCGGCCAAGAGUAUCCCAAAUAAUACAGGAAUCCUAAAAGAGAAUUAUCACCAAACACAAACAGGUCAAGAACUUAAAUUUGCAAUAGAGGACGCUGCAGUAUACUUUAAAAACAAUCCUGAUUGGUUAGGAGAGAAACUCGAGUCAUUACAAAAUGAUCCAAUUGAAACAUCAUCCACUAGUGAAACCAGUGAUAAAAACAAUGUGAAUUCAGGUGUUCAGAAUGGAAAAAAUGAGGAUGUCGUGCCAUCACUGGAUGACGAUAUAAAUCCACUUGAAAAAUCAUCACGGGAGCGCCAUCUACAUCGUUCACAUAAAGAUUCUGAGAGAUUAUCGAGGGAGAGAACUCCUGUGUUAUCACGUGAAAGGACUCCUGAUUCUAUCAAGGAGACAGACAGUUGGGGAAGCACUGUUUCCCUUGUGAAAAUCAAUAUUGAUGAGUUGCCCAAUAGUCCCAGUAUGUUGCGCUCCCCUGGAGGGUCCAGUCAAGGAACUAUGUCUCCCAAGGGUGGGGCUAAAGAUGAAGGAAUUGUAAAUCCAUUAUUCAACAUACAAGAUGAGGAUUUAGAUGACCAGCAACUUCAGAGAGACCUCGAUUUUAUACAGAACAACAAACCAUUCCAGGUUACGAGCCAAUCAAAUCCCAGCUGGUUAGUUGCCCAACCUAGCCAUGACACACCCCAAAGAGGAUUCAGUGAUCCUUGGCUAGGUCCCAGUUGCACUCUCCCCCCACUUAUUCCCACGUUACCCCGUCCAGUGGACCAGGGGGAUGUCAGUCUGGAUUUAUUGCCUUUGAAUUUUUUACAAGGGGGUACACCUGACUCUAAGUCAGGUCUUCCACUUCAUGUCAGUAUGUAAAGAUGUCAGCAUGUAGAGAUGUCAGGAUUAUGGUCAGUUGUAUUUCCAAGUUUGAAAUACCGAUGUAUACUUAAGUUGUAUAGAUUUUGUGCAGUAAAUAUGAUAUGAAAGUAAUAUCAUGUGUUUUAAAAAUGUAAUACUUACAUGUAUAUCUACAUACAGUGUUGCAUUCACUAAUUUCAAUGAUUCGAACUAUUUUGGAUCACUUUACCAGCAUCCAAAAGUAUUUUGAACAGAUUGGAUUUUUUUCUUGAAAUCGACUGUAAACAUUGUUCAUUAUUCAUUAAUUUUCUUUUGAUUUCCUGUGAAAAUCCAUUUGUUUCAAGGUUCAUGUUUGAUGCUGUAUAUAUACGCAACUUUCAUAUUUUUAUGAAGUUGAUAUUCAUGAAAAAGGUGGUCGUUAUUUUCACAGAUUCAUCGUUAUAUAUAAGAGGUCAAUAUGAAACAUAAUCAAUUUAAUUACAAUAUAUCAAUUUAUUGUAUUUAAACUGUCUACCCUCCUCAUCUUCCAUAGUGUUCUAUUAAUAGCUGGCCUAUUUCACUAUUUUAACAAUUCAUAAUGUAUUUUAGAAGGCUUAUUUCUAACAGUAAUUUGUGUAAUACAUAAAUGUGCAUGUAUAAUUGAAUUCAUACAUCAAUGAAAAUAUGAUUUGUUGAUUGCGAUUAAGGUAGUUCUGUUUUCAGAAAUUUUUAGUUUUUAAAUUUGUGGAAAUGCCAUUUCAACAAUUUUCAUAGUUCUUAUGUCACCGCCAUAAGUGGUGACAUAUUGUUA
Messenger RNA from Owenia fusiformis, 3387 nucleotides. The record is from the annotation of a GenBank genome assembly. Lineage: Eukaryota; Metazoa; Annelida; Polychaeta; Sabellida; Oweniidae.